This is a messenger RNA of Monosiga brevicollis MX1, 2515 nucleotides long. RefSeq lists its product as uncharacterized. Lineage: Eukaryota; Choanoflagellata; Craspedida; Salpingoecidae. The record is from RefSeq and is a predicted model, not a curated record. The transcript is spliced from 3 exons. Bases 1 to 2268 code for a protein of 755 amino acids.
AUGGGGGAUGUUGGGUUAGCUGCGCCGAACAUGGCUGAAGCUGGACAUGUUUUGCGUCUGCCCUACGGCCCGCUGUUGGCGGCAUCAACGCUGACCUUGACUCUCAUGGCGACGCGCAGCGCCUUGGUGCUCGCCGUCUACGCCCUCGUGGCUGUCCUGGCCCAUCGUGUCCACAGCACGCGUUUCGUGUGGGCCUUGCUGACGAUAACGACCAUUGCUGCGUGGGUGGGCGGCCUCAGCCAUGCGCCUGAAUUGCUGCGUCUUGCCGUUGCCAUUUUGCUCCUCCGCCCAGACUCGCUCCCUGCUCCAACAAGCCCAGUCACGACAGCCGACAUCAGUCCGAUGCAGGCGCCCAGUACGGUGCCUGCCCGCUUGCCCUUGUUGCUUGUAGGCUGGUGCCUCACUCUUGGUGGCUGGACUCCCAACCCUUGGAUCGCUUGCGCCCACAGCGUCUGCCUUGCUUACGCAUCUUGGGCUGCCUUGAACCAGUACUUGCACAGCUUGACGCACAAUCACCCCCAUGCCCAUGCCCCCGCUGACUAUGGCCUUUCUUCCAAUCUGGACUCUAAUGCAACCGUCACAAACAGCGGCACAGGGGACAACGCUGCCUCUUUGCGCCAGCGCAGCGCCACCCACAGCUCCCAGGGGGUUGUCCGUGAAACCGUUUUUGGUGUGGAUGCCCAAGCUCAGCCGUUGCACAUGGUCACUCCUGCAUCAACUUACCCUGCGCCAAUGCCGCCAGUAUCGCCGGCUUCGCCCUCAACGUCCUCCCUCUUGAGUACUGGCGAUGCAGCUUUCCUCCUGCCCAUUACCCUGCUCCUGCUGCACUCAAUCCUGCUCUGCGUCAUCUGGCUGCGGCUCACCGCCAUUAGCCCAGCUAGCUUGACUGCUCUUCUUUUGCAUCUAGCCCUCCUUGACCACGGCUGGGCCUGCGCACGGCAACCAGCCACCUAUGCCACGCCCGUCAUCGUGGUCUUGGGCGUUGCUCUGUUUCUCGUUGCCGCGGCCAACACGCCCAUGUGGAUGACAUUAGACGCCCUCUGGUCCCUUUGUGGGGCAGCUGCUGCCGCCGCGCUUUUGCGCGCCGCCAAUCCAGCCGCUCUCAAUCCGGAUCUGGGGCUUGAACUCCCCCUACAUCAACCCCGGCCUGGUCCACGCUGGUCCACUCUCGUGGCGGAUGCCAUCCAGCAUGUGCUGCACUUGGGGCGUGGUGCCUUGACCGGGCCUGCGGUGACCAUUCUUAUGGUGGCCUCCCCCUUUCGAGCACUCUCCAUACCUCUGCUUGGUCUCCUCCUGCUCAAGUUGGCUCUGGAUGCCGGCGUCGGUGUGUUCCGGCCAUCCUUACUUCCAGCGUGUACUCUCGCUGGCAACGCACUCUUUUCCCUGACCGAGCCCGGCCACAUGGCUAGCGCCGCGCUGCUCUUGAUCCUGGGCAUGGCUCGGGGCCUGGCAAGUGCUCGCUUACCCAUUGCAGACCCCGUUACCCCGAUAAUGGCCCUGCUCACCGUCCUUGCCGCCGGCCUGACCCUGGGUUUGGGCGUGCCUGAACUGGCCGAUGUCAACACGCAAUACGUUUUGCUGGUUGCCACGUUGCUGGCAGCAGCUCAAGGGCCCGCUGCCUCGGAAGAAGCCCCAUGUCGUCCGCCCAAUGUCAUCGCCGCCGGUCCUUUGCUCAGUGCCUUCCAGCGCUUGACGCGAUCGUAUGGUCUCUUUGCUCCAAGGCCCAAACUUGAUGCGGCCACAGUUACUCGGGCUCCCGAAAUGAGCCGAUGGCUCGUGCGCUUCCUGACAGCCAUCAUGGUUGGUCGAACCUUGGCCCUGCGCCUCGAGCCGCCGGAUACCGCCUCCACCGAACUCCCAGUGACAAUGCCAUCGCAGCUCUGGCUUGGCCUCGAGUUGGCUGCCAGCCUUGCAGUGGGCUUUUUAGCCCUCCAUCUUCACCAAGCUCCCAAGUUCUCACGCUUUGGUGGCAGUACAACAACUGCCGCACCAUUUGCCAGCGGCGGAUCGCGUGGUCACCCAACUCGAAAUGGUUUAGCGACCAUGGUGCGAGCAGCCGCAGCAAUGGCCGUUCUGGUCGCCGCGGUCAGCUUGGGCUUGAAGCUGGUGGCUUCCACCUGUCGAACUCACGGCGUGGGGGUCUGCCUUGCCUCCACCGCCCACCAAAGCGGCAUCUUGAUAUGGGACCAGACAGCUGCCGUCCUCGUCGACGUCUUCAGCGACGCUUUUGCCGGACUACACGAGAUCAAGGGCAAACAUCUUCUCUAGUCAACCGAGAGUAGUCUGUUACGAAUGCGCCAGCCGGUAAAAACGCUGGUAUAAACGCUGAUCUUCCGCCUUCUUGGAAACGGAUCGCCCUAUUCUCGACAUGGCGGGUGGCGAGAGUGAUUCGACCAGACCGACUGAGAGCAUCAGAGAAGCCAAGAUGCGAGAGGCAUGAGUUAGCAGACAUGAUGGAAGAUCAUUUCAUAUUCGAGUCGUGACAUAGCUAUCAAAAUAAUAGAUUUAUAUAUCA